AUGCAGAAGGAAAGAGCUCUAAGCCGUUUAGAUGCCUUCUUUUCAAUUCAACUGGGUCAUUUACUGGAGCAGCUGCAUAAUGAAACUGAAGAAUCGAAAGCGAUCGCAAAGUUUUCAGAGCAGAUACUUCACAUUGCCAUUUCUUUGGACAAAAUUGCUGUUAGCUUAGCAGAGAGCAAUAGGAAUUCUCCCUCUGCUAAUGAUGAACUAAGCCAUGUGGACGAAAACUUCAGUGAUCCUGAAGAAGAUGGAGCCGAAGAACAGUUCAUGAGCGGGCAUGUAUUCAAAUCAGGUGAGAUUUUUAGUUACAUUUCACCUAAACCAAACAGGCUGGUUGGGAAUAAAAACUUCCUAGGGGUGGAGGCACUUACUCUAUCAGUUGGAUUCGCUUGUGCGAAAAUGGCUUCCAACUUGGACCGGUUUAUGAGUUACAAGGUUCACAGUACAUGUCCAGAUGAUUGGCAAAUAGCUCAGAAGCUUAUAGUUCACGGCUGUGAUCCAUUGCCAAGAAGAGAUGCUUCACAAAAUCACCUCCACACUACACUAAGCCGGUUCCUGCAAACUCCGCUCUCUGGACUCAACCUACGGGGGUGGGAUGUUCCAACGAAUGAGGCUGUAUCAGCAGAGUUCACCAUUGAUGAAGUCCUCAGCUUAAAGCCGGGGGAGAUAAGAAUCGGCCUAGACUUUAGCCCUACAACCGGUACUUUUGCUGCUGUGAUGAGGGAGAAAAAUGUCACCAUUGCAUCAAGUACCCUAAACUUAGGUGCUCCUUUCAAUGAGGUCAUAGCCUUACGAGGCCUCCUUCCUCUUUACACUUCAAUUGGCUCAAGAUUGCCUUUCUUUGACAAUACACUCGACAUUAUACAUUCCACUUUGUUCUUGGAUGGCUGGAUAGGAAUUGAGCUUCAUCAGUUUGUUCAGUUUGAUUGGGAUCACGUCCUUCGGCCAAAAUGUCUUCUCUGGAUAGACAGGUUCUUCUGUCAUAAAGAGGAUAUGAAACUGUAUUUGGAGGAGUUUAAUAGGCUAAGGUACAAGCCGCUACUAUGGAGGGUAGUCCCCAAGAAUGAUAAGCUUGGAGAUGAGCUCUUCUUCUCAGCUGUAAUGGAGAAGCCUGUUAGAAGUUAA
Molecule: messenger RNA, 1125 nt
Organism: Argentina anserina (silverweed cinquefoil)
Lineage: Eukaryota; Viridiplantae; Streptophyta; Magnoliopsida; Rosales; Rosaceae
Product: probable methyltransferase At1g29790
Exons: 3
Coding region: 1-1125 (374 amino acids)
Source: RefSeq, a predicted model, not a curated record